AGGGGCGCAACUGCAGUACGCGCGCAGGCUGCUGCGAUCUCGCAGGCGGAUCGGUGUGGACGGGAGACGCACGCAGCCUGCGUGAACGAGCGCAUCUUUCCCAAAACUUCCAAAAGGGCGCACGGGAGGCGACGCUGAUUUAUUAAAAAAAAAAAAAAAAAAAAAAGGAAAAGCAAAGAAAAGAAAGGGGAGGAUGAGUAACAAGUCAUUUUUAAGUGCGGGUCCGCCGACAGCCGACGAGGAACUGGUCAUCACGUCUACUUUCGGGAGCCUUCUGUCCGUCGUGUACAUCGUCGGGGUGUCCGGGAACGUGUACACGCUGGCGGUGAUGUGUCACUCCAUCCGCUUCGCCACGUCCAUGUACAUCUCCAUCAUCAACCUGGCUCUGGCGGACCUGCUCUACCUGUCCACCAUCCCGUUCGUGGUGUCCACCUAUUUCCUGAAGGACUGGUACUUCGGCGACGUGGGCUGCCGCGUCCUGCUCAGCCUCGAUCUCCUCACCAUGCACGCCAGCAUCUUCACGCUCACCGUCAUGUGCUCCGAGCGCUACCUGGCCGUCACCAAGCCGCUGGACACGGUGCGCCGCUCCAAGAGUUACCGCAAGGCUCUGGCGUGGGGCGUGUGGCUCCUCUCCUUGCUCCUCACCGUGCCCAUGAUGGUGAUGGUGGCACAGACCAGCGCCACGUCGCCGGACGGGGGCGUGAAGAGGGUGUGCGCACCCACGUGGGCGCCCCUCGCCUACAAAGUCUACGUGACGCUCCUGUUCGGCACCAGCAUCAUGGCGCCGGGCCUCAUUAUCGGAUACCUGUACGUCAAGCUGGCGCGCACCUACUUGGAGUCCCAGCGCAACGCGGUCAUCGGAAAGGGCGAAAAUAAGCGCUCGCCCAAACAAAAAGUUCUCCUCAUGAUCUUCACCAUCGUGCUGGUGUUCUGGGCGUGCUUCCUGCCCUUUUGGAUCUGGCAGCUGCUGCCGCUGUACCGCAGCGAGCCGCUGAGUCUGGCCUCGAGGACGCACACCUGCAUCAACUACCUGGUGGCCAGCCUCACUUACAGCAACAGCUGCAUCAACCCUUUCCUCUACACGCUGCUCACCAGGAACUACAGGGAGUACCUGAAGAACAGACACAGGAGCUUCUACAGGUACACGUCAUCAUUCAAGCAGCGGCCGCCCAGCUUGUAUUCUUGGGGAAAGUCAGCGUCCUCCAGCAACCAGUUCGAGUUCACAUCGGAGACGCUCGUCAUGGGGACGUUCAAGUGAUGUGGGAGCCGCUCGGAAAUGAAGUGAAGGCUUUUUUGGAAGCGCAAUGGGACUUGACUGAGCCGGAGGACCGUGAUGUCCGCCCCAUCACCCAUGGUUGCCUCAAGGCAUGACAGGGUCAGCGAUGGCUUGUGUAGGGUCGCACGUAAAGGACACCGUGAUGGCAUAACGGGUCCCCCAUGUGACCUUCUCCACACGGUGGAGGUUCUCAGA
This is a messenger RNA of Phycodurus eques (leafy seadragon), 1471 nucleotides long. Its product is annotated as urotensin-2 receptor. Bases 194 to 1258 code for a protein of 354 amino acids. Gene Ontology annotation, cellular component: membrane. Gene Ontology annotation, biological process: regulation of blood pressure; neuropeptide signaling pathway; blood vessel diameter maintenance. Lineage: Eukaryota; Metazoa; Chordata; Actinopteri; Syngnathiformes; Syngnathidae. The transcript is spliced from 3 exons. The record is from RefSeq and is a predicted model, not a curated record. Gene Ontology annotation, molecular function: urotensin II receptor activity.